GCCGUCGCCACGAAUUAAUCAGCGGUCUCCUAGUGUAGCACGCUUUCGAUGUCGCGGAGGUCCUGACGACAUAAUUUGGAGACCGACUAGCCCGCGUGGCCCUCUCUCGCGCUUUCGUCGCGGCUGCACACAGCCAGCUAGAGUCUCUGGGUAUCGUGGCCCAGAUCCUGGCGCCAGACGCGAAACCAGAAGCAGCGCCUCGCAUACUUGGAAUCAUCGCAGCCGUGUGCGAUUAUCUAUCAAGAUGUCCACCAAAACAUCAAAAGAAGCCGCUCUGCGUAGCUUCCGUGCCAUCACGAAUGCCUCGACUGCCGAUGCUACGCGGCUGCUUAAGAACAACUCCUAUCGUGUCGAGGCCGCUGUAGAUGAUUUCUACAAUGACCCGGUCGCUAUAUCCAAUGCGGCCAAGGCGGGCUCUUCAAGCAGUAUGGAGAAGAAGAAGGUAAAAGAGGCUACGGAGAAGCUGGGAAAGUUGUUCGAUGACUACAAAGAAGAAGGUGCGGACGAGAUGGAUAUCGAAGGCACACAAGAGUACUUUGCGCAUCUCGGGCUAGAUCUAGAAGACGUCGUCGUGCUCGCGCUCUGCUUCUACCUCAAAGCCCCUGCCAUGGGCAAAUUCAAACGAGCAGACUUCAUCAAAGGGUGGUUGCUGCUCGACAAAGCGGCUACGAUCGAAGCGCAAAAACAGGUUCUUGUUGGCCUUCGAAAAGAUUUUCAAGAAGACAGGCGCGUUCGGACUGAGGCGGGCAGCAGCGUCAACAACGUUGCGAACGGCUCGCCAUCAGAGAGCGGUGGCCUGUACACAAAGACGUACGAAUUCACCUACGGCUUUGCGAGGCGGGAAGGUCAAAAGAGUCUAGAUCUCGAGACUGCCAUUGCAUUCUGGGACUUGAUCAUCCCACAUGCUCCUACAUUUGCAAAGUCGGACGGGAGCAGCAACGGGAGCUUUACUCAAGGCCAGUUGGAGAUGUGGAAACGAUAUCUAAAAGAGAAGACUGAUGGCCGCGCCGUGUCAAAGGAUACUUGGGCACUGUUCCUCGAAUUUACAAAGGAGAUCGAUCAAGACUUUAAGAACCAUGAUGAGGAUGGUGCCUGGCCGUCGGUCAUUGAUGACUUUGUGUACUGGGCACGAGACGAGAUCGCGGCCGGCCGCGGGCCGAAUGCGAUGGAGGAGGAUUGAGCGUGUCGUGUGAGCUUUUGCGGUGAUGCACAAGCAUGGGGUCGGCGGCAAUGGGAACCGGACAGGGUGAUUUUAAGCUACCGCCGGGUGGAGCCGGUCAAGGUGCUAUUCGCAUGUAUCCGAGAUCCAACCAUGCUCUCUUACAAUACAUGCCACAUUCGACGC
Molecule: messenger RNA, 1345 nt
Organism: Tilletiaria anomala UBC 951
Lineage: Eukaryota; Fungi; Basidiomycota; Exobasidiomycetes; Georgefischeriales; Tilletiariaceae
Product: defective in cullin neddylation protein 1
Exons: 6
Coding region: 245-1180 (311 amino acids)
Biological process (GO): positive regulation of ubiquitin-protein transferase activity; protein neddylation
Cellular component (GO): ubiquitin ligase complex
Molecular function (GO): cullin family protein binding; ubiquitin-like protein binding; ubiquitin conjugating enzyme binding
Source: RefSeq, a predicted model, not a curated record